Molecule: messenger RNA, 1853 nt
Organism: Periophthalmus magnuspinnatus
Lineage: Eukaryota; Metazoa; Chordata; Actinopteri; Gobiiformes; Gobiidae
Product: cytochrome P450 2D15-like
Exons: 11
Coding region: 35-1504 (489 amino acids)
Biological process (GO): xenobiotic metabolic process
Cellular component (GO): cytoplasm; intracellular membrane-bounded organelle
Molecular function (GO): iron ion binding; heme binding; oxidoreductase activity, acting on paired donors, with incorporation or reduction of molecular oxygen, reduced flavin or flavoprotein as one donor, and incorporation of one atom of oxygen
Source: RefSeq, a predicted model, not a curated record
UUACUCCCGUCCUUGUUUGCUCUCUGCUCUCACCAUGUUUGUGUCUGUGCUGUUCCUGUUGAUAUGUCUCUGCUUCUUGUUGGUUCAGUUCAAGUGUCGACGGCCCAAAAAUUUCCCUCCUGGACCCUUCACUCUUCCAUUUUUGGGGAAUGCACUCAGCUUAAACCAUGACAACCCUAUGAAGUACUUCGAAUCGUUGAGGAGGACUUAUGGGAACGUCUACAGCCUGUACCUAGGGCCCAGAGCUGCUGUGAUGGUGAAUGGGACCCAGGCUCUGAAAGAGGCUCUGGUUAACAAAGCUGUGGACUUUGCUGGACGACCUCAGGACACCUUCAUGAUGGCAGUUUUUGAACACAAAGGUGUAGGUCUAACUGAUUAUGGUCAAAAAUGGAAGGAGCAACGUCGGUUUGCUAUAAUGACCAUGAAAAACUUUGGUUUGGGCAAACAGUCGAUGGAGGAGAGGAUUCUCGGAGAACUACAGUACACAAUCAAUAAACUGAAGAAAAACACAGGUAAAAGCCUGAGUGCUCAAGUCAUGUUUCACAACAUCGCCUCCAAUGUGAUCUGCCUUGUUCUGUUUGCAAAACGAUUUGAAUAUGAUGAUGAAUUUAUAGUAAAAUAUGUGGAAAAUUUCAGUACGAGUAUGAAGACAAUCAAUGGACCUUGGUCUUUCCUGUAUGAUAGUUUUCCCUGCAUUCGCCGCUUGCCAUUACCAUUCCACAAAGGUUUAAAGGCAAUGCAGACAGCGAAAAGAAUGACUUCUUCUAUAAUAAAUGAGCACAAGAAGACCAGAGUUCCAGGACAACCUCGGGAUUUUGUCGACUGCUACCUGGAUGAAAUAGACAAGAGAGCCAAUGACUACACGUCAUUUUCUUGGGAAGAACUGUUGAUAACCUGCCUCCAACUACAUACUGCAGGCACUGACACUACAUCAAACACACUGCUUAUUGGAUUCCUCUACCUCAUGACCAAGCCUCACAUCCAAGAGCGCUGUCAGCAGGAGAUAGACCGAGUGCUGGAGGGAAAGGACUUUGUCACUUUUGAAGACAGACACGACAUGCCUUAUGUCCAGGCUGUGGUGCAUGAGAGUCAGAGAGUGGCCGACACUGUCCCUCUGAGUCUUUUUCAUGUGACCACCAGAGACACAGAGCUGAUGGGCUACUCCAUUCCCAAAGGCACUAUAGUCAUUCCCAACCUGUCAUCAGCGCUCAAUGAGGAGGGACAGUGGAAGUUUCCUCAUGAAUUCAACCCUGCAAAUUUUCUCAACGAUAAGGGGGAGUUUGUCAAACCAGAUGCCUUCUUGCCCUUUUCUGCUGGUCCUCGAGUGUGUCUGGGAGAAAGCCUGGCCCGUAUGGAGCUCUUCCUCAUCUUCGUAACUCUUCUGAGGAAGUUUAGGUUCAUUUGGCCUGAGGACGCAGGAGAGCCUGACUAUGAGCUGGUGUUUGGCCUCACCACGACCCCCAAACCAUUCAACAUGAAAGUGGAGCUGAGAGCUGCACAGUGAAGAAUGUAUUUGAUCACAAAACUGCACCCUGGAAAUCAAUACCACAUUAUAUUUUUGUAAUACAAAUUCACAAAUGUUUUAAAUCAAUAGCUUCAUUUACUUCAGCCUUAAUCAUACAUACCAAUUAAUGCAUCAUAUUUUUACAUUUUAACCCUUAAUGCUAUUUGUAAGGCAAAAAUUUAAAAAAGUAAAUUCUUUCAAGUAAUUACAUUUUUUGUGUGGGAAUAAUCAGAGGCUGAGGGUAGUGCUGUAAAAUCAGCAUUGAUUUGGACAUUUUUAAUAAAUAAUCGCACCUGUAGACUUUCAUCACAAAAAUGCACACUCGAAAAUAAAUAAAGGUAGUCAUCCA